GUCUGUGCUCUUCACAAUGUUUCACCUCUGAUUUAUCUCCCGCUACGAGGAGACUGAAGUUAGCUUUGUGUUCAAAAUGUCUAAAGUCCAAAUGCUGAGAGCGUCGGUGAAUCAGAGACUAACUGCGGCUGCUGAAGAGAUAUUUGUGCUGUUUGAAAGAACGAUAGCAGAGUACGAGGAGGAACUUUCUCGAUCUAAAGAGGAGAACAAGCGACAACGCAAACUACUGGACGCUGUUUUCAAGCCUCAACUUCAGAUACACAACGCAGAUGUGCAAGAAGUGAUCAUUGGUGAAGAAGAUAAGCAGGAGACACUCUUCAACGUGAACCAAGACCCAGAUCCUCCACACAUUAAAGAGGAACAGGAGGAAGUCUGCACCAGUCAGGAGGGAGAGCAGCUUCAAGGACUGGAGGAGGUUGAUAUCACCAAGUUCACAUUCACUCCUGUUCCUGUAAAGAGUGAAGACGAUGAAGAGGAACCUCAGUCCUCACAUCUUCAUCAAAGACUAACUGAGGAGAUAAAAACAGAAGCUGAUGGAGAGGACUGUGGAGGAUCAGAACCAGACAGGAACUCACAUCCAGAUACACAUUUACAAUCUGAUACUGAUGACAAGACUUCAGACUCUGUAAAGACUGAGACUUCAGACCAUGAUGAAUGGAAUGAGACCAGUGAACCUGUAGUAGUGAACUGUGAGCAGAGUUGUAAUGAGGUGGAACCAUUCAGCUGCUCUGAGUGUGGUAAGAGAUUUAGCCAAAAGGGACACCUGAUCAUCCACCGCAAAAUUCACAUAGAGGAAAAACCUUUCAAUUGCUCAGUUUGUGGUAAAGGAUUAGUAAGCAAGGGGUCUCUUACAAGACAUGUGCGAAUUCACACAGGAGAAAAACCCUUUAGUUGCUCAAUUUGUGGUAAAAGAUUUGUAUUCAACGAGUCUCUUAGGAAACACAUUAGAAUGCACACAGGAGAGAAACCCUUUACUUGCACACUUUGUGGUAAAUCUUUUACUCAGUCAGGUCUGCGCUACCACCUGAAAGUUCAUACAAGAGAAAAACAAUUUAGUUGCUCAGUUUGUGGUAAAAGAUUCAACCGGGAGAUGACCUUGCAGCUUCACAUGAGAACCCACAAAGGAGAGGAAACAUUUAGCUGCUCUGAAUGUGGUAAACUAUUUGCUUUAAAAAUAUAUCUUAAUAAACACAUGAAAAUCCACACAGGAGAGAAGCCAUUCAGCUGCUCUGAGUGUGGUAAGACAUUUAGCCAAAAAGGACACCUGCUCAUCCACCAGAGAAUUCACACAGAAGAAAAACCUUUCGGUUGCUCAAUUUGUGGUAAAAUAUUAAAGCGGGGGUCUAUUAAGAGACAUAUGAUGAUUCACACAGGAGAGAAACCCUUUAGUUGCUCAGUUUGUGGUAAAGGACUUGUACGCGAAGUGUCUCUCAGGAGACAUAUGAAAUUUCACACAGGAGAAAAACCUUUUACUUGUAUAGCUUGUGGUAAAACAUUUGUAUGCAAGAAGUCUCUUAAGAGACAUAAGCUAACUCACAAAGGAGAGAAACCCUUUACUUGCACAAUCUGUGGUAAAUCGUAUACUGAGUCAGGUCUGCGCUCCCACAUGAAAAUUCAUGCAAGAGAAAAAGAAUGUAGUUGCUCAGUUUGUGGUGAAAAGUUCAAUCAGGAGGUGACUUUACAGCUACACAUGAGAACCCACACAGGAGAGGAAACAUUUAGCUGCUCUGUAUGUGAUAAACUAUUUGAUUCUAAAAGACGCCUGCAGAGGCACAUGAGCAUCCACUGA
Messenger RNA from Scomber japonicus (chub mackerel), 1789 nucleotides. Its product is annotated as gastrula zinc finger protein XlCGF57.1-like. Gene Ontology annotation, molecular function: RNA polymerase II cis-regulatory region sequence-specific DNA binding; DNA-binding transcription factor activity. Gene Ontology annotation, biological process: regulation of transcription by RNA polymerase II. The record is from RefSeq and is a predicted model, not a curated record. The transcript is spliced from 3 exons. The coding region runs from base 77 to 1789 and encodes 570 amino acids. NCBI's taxonomy places the organism in Eukaryota, Metazoa, Chordata, Actinopteri, Scombriformes, Scombridae.